AGUAAACAUUAAGGACUAAUGGAUAGUGACAAUUUCUGCAAGUAGUUCUCCUAUUUUGGGGCUGCCUUUUGAUUACAGCCUCUAGCUGGAGAAAUGUUCUAAAAGCUUUCCAUGUCACCAUCUUUCCUUAUCCUUCUUCAACCCAACAAACAGAAAAUUUUCUGCAUCCCAUUUCCUGCAGGACCACCCCAUUUUGGCUGCAUUUUCAGGUUCUUUUGCAGCAUAUCAGAAACCGGUGAUUGUGCUAGAGGUAACAUGUAACAUUUUUUACCACCAGUUUCUUCGACAAAAUAUCCAAUCUUGCCACUGUCGGAACCAUUGAUCAAUUCUUAUGAAAGCUCUCUGAUAAGGUAACAUGCACGUAACAGUUUGUUCAUGAUAUGGACAACAAUUUUCUGUGUUUAUCCCAAGGAGCCAGAAAUAUGUUUGUAGGGCAGGAUAGAAUGGGAUCGCAAUUUAUCUUGCAUUAUUGUUCGUUCUUAUGCCUUUGAAAUUGUAGUUUCACUCUCAUUUGAGUUUCUUCGAACAAUGUCUUUCCAAUAUCCAUUUAGAAACUUCUCAGUGGGAGCUUCCUUAUCAUCUGUACCAGAAAAAAUACCAUAUGAUCCAUUGACAAGUACAACGCCUCAGAAUACCGUCACGUGCGCCUACCAGGCUUAUGUUGCAGGUUAUUGGCGUAACCUCACGGUUUUUUGGUGCAAGAACCAUAUGAAUCACACCCUCAACCUCAUUAUCAAUAACCUUGAAGGUGAAGUUUGUUGCAAUUGCAAGAUUGACCUUAAGCCUUGGCUUUUCUGGAGCAAAAAAGGGAGUAAGUCCUUCGAGCUUGAAGGGUGCCAAGUAGAUUUACAUUGGGAUUUCCGAUCAGCUAAAUUUGCUGGGAGUCCUGAGCCGGCUAGUGAUUAUUAUGUUGCUGUAGUUUCAGACGAAGAGAUUGUAUUAUCGUUGGGAGAUUACAAGAAAAAGGCUUAUAAGAGAGCGAAUGCAAGACCACCACUUGUUGAGGCUAUCUUAUAUUUGAAAAAGGAACACGUAUUUCACAAGAAAACCUUCUCAACCAGAGCUAAAUUCGACGAAAAGAAACAUGAGCAUGAUAUUAUUGUAGAGAGUUCUACAGGAGGGCCAAGAGAUCCUGAAAUGUGGAUUAGCAUGGAUGGAAUCAUCAUGAUUCAUGUUCGGAAUUUACAGUGGAAAUUCAGAGGGAACCAAACUGUGAUGUUGAGCAGGCAACCAGUUCAAGUGUUCUGGGAUGUCCAUGAUUGGCUGUUUACUGCCCCUGGGACUGGCCAUGGCUUGUUCAUAUUCAAACCAGGGGUUUCAGAAUCAGAAGAUGACAGGGAUAGCAGCAGUUAUGGUGCCCAGAGUGAUACCAGUGAUGGGAGUAUGUAUUUUUCAACCAGGAGUGUCUCAGCAACACCGGAAUUCUGCCUUUUCCUUUACGCCUGGAAGAUCGAGUAAGGUUUGUUGUAAUAUAUGGAAAUGGCUACAUGACACAAGCAUUCUUAUGGCUAGAACUUUCCCUGCCAGUAGAAGCUUAACCUGUAAAGUUAGUUACCAGUUAUCUCCCUGAUCUGAGCCCUUUUAUGGAUCUAUAUCAGAUACAUUAUAUUUUCCAUGUCCAUUGUGGAAGCAUAGUUGAGAAUUUCAACAUGUAGUUUUAUCCCGUACAGUUCUUUACAUA
This is a messenger RNA of Populus trichocarpa (black cottonwood), 1681 nucleotides long. RefSeq lists its product as uncharacterized. The transcript has a single exon. The coding region runs from base 529 to 1458 and encodes 309 amino acids. The record is from RefSeq and is a predicted model, not a curated record. NCBI's taxonomy places the organism in Eukaryota, Viridiplantae, Streptophyta, Magnoliopsida, Malpighiales, Salicaceae.